Messenger RNA from Pyrus x bretschneideri (Chinese white pear), 411 nucleotides. Its product is annotated as protein DOWNY MILDEW RESISTANCE 6-like. Lineage: Eukaryota; Viridiplantae; Streptophyta; Magnoliopsida; Rosales; Rosaceae. The coding region runs from base 1 to 411 and encodes 136 amino acids. The record is from RefSeq and is a predicted model, not a curated record. The transcript has 3 exons.
AUGGAGAAACUCAUCUCAAACGGAAGGGACUUGCAAUAUGUACCUGAAUCUUACAUAUUACCCCUUGAAACUAGACCUGGGAAUGUACGUGUUUCACUAUUUGAGAGCAUCCCGGUUAUUGAUUUUCUUGGCACUGACAAACCACAGCUGAUCAAGCAGAUCACAGAAGCUGCCCGAGAAUUCGGGUUUUUCCAGUUGGUUAAUCAUGGAGUGCCAGACAAUUUGAUGCAUGAUGUCGUGAGUGUGUCCAAGGAGUUUUUUGAGCAGCCUUCUGAAGACAAAGCAAGCCUCUAUUCUGAAGAUGCUAAGAAAAGUUGCAGACUAUACACCAGCAUCGACUAUAGAAGUGAUGGGACAUUAUUCGGUGGAGGUGUGGAAGCUGCGGCUGUGUCUUCUGGAUCUAAUUUGUGA